AGGGAAAAGAAAUUUCGGCCGAAACCUUAUCAAGUUCAAACCGCAACCCACAAAUUCGUCUCCCCUUUACCGCUCCUGGUUUCCCUUUGGAUCCCCAAAAAGAGCUUAUAAUAGAAUAGAUAAACUAAAACCCAACCUCAGCUUUGUUUAUUCCUUUUGAUAACAUCUACAGAUUCCGUCAUUGCUUUCACAUCACCAACAUUGCGCUUCUAUUACUUCUUUUUUUUUGACCCCGCUUCUUUCGGUUGGCUACACCACACGAGCUUGACAUAAAGCAUGAGCCGCUCGCAUAGCAACUCGCCGGCAACCACAAGAUCAGUUAAUAUUGUAGGUGUUCAUUACCGAGUCGGUAGACGGAUUGGUGAAGGCUCAUUUGGAAUCAUAUAUGAAGGUACAAAUCUGUUGAACAAUCAGCCAGUUGCUGUCAAAUUCGAACCUCGAAAGACUGACGCUCCUCAGCUUCGGGAUGAAUAUCGUACCUAUAAGAUUCUUUAUGAUCAACCUGGUAUUCCUUCUGCGUAUUAUUAUGGUCAGGAGGGCAUGCAUAAUAUAUUGGUGAUCGAUCUACUAGGCCCUAGCUUGGAGGAUGUAUUUGACAAAUGUGGUCGAAUAUUUUCUGUAAAGACUGUAGCAAUGCUGGCCAAGGACAUGGUCACGCGAGUGCAAACCAUCCAUGAAAAGAAUCUAAUAUACCGCGAUAUCAAGCCAGAUAACUUUUUACUGGGUCGACCUGGUACAAAAGAUGCUAAUAAUGUAUAUAUUGUGGAUUUUGGCAUGGCUAAACAAUAUCGAGAUCCAAAAACAAAGCAGCAUAUUCCCUACAGGGAACGUAAGAGCUUGUCUGGAACAGCUCGCUACAUGAGUAUCAAUACGCAUUUGGGAAGAGAACAGUCACGUCGAGAUGAUUUGGAAGCAUUGUGUCACGUUUUCCUGUACUUUUUAAAAGGCCAACUCCCGUGGCAAGGAUUGAAGGCUGCGACCAAUAAGCAAAAGUACGAAAAGAUCGGUCAAAAAAAGCAAGGUACACCAAUAGACGAGCUAUGCAAAGGUUAUCCCGAAGAAUUUGGAAUAUACCUCAAAUAUGUUCGAAAACUGGGAUUCGACGAAACGCCAGAUUACGACUUUCUAAGAGAGUUGUUCGACAAAGCUAUACGGCGAAAUGGAGAGGAAGAUGAUAAAGUGUACGACUGGAUGGUAUUAAACGAAGGAAAAGGACUAGAGCAUCGAUCGUCUGGCCAAUUUAACGCAAAAUACAAGGAACUGAAAGGUGCCGGCGUGUCUGGAUCUAAUCAAGCCGGGAACGGACGAUGGCACUCAAGCGCUACUAACCAUAAUAUUCCGUACAAAGCACGGGAGCCACCAGCUAUUGAUCGGGCAACACAUGAUGAUGAUCUAGAUGGAGCUUCAGAAGAACAAGGCGCCCAUUGUUGCAGUAUCGUUCGCAUUGUAAGAUGUCUUUGUCAUUGAAACUCUAACGGCAUCGAGCUUGGCUAAAUUGACGUCAGGGUGUGUUUA
Umbelopsis ramanniana AG is the source of this 1515-nucleotide messenger RNA. RefSeq lists its product as uncharacterized. Gene Ontology annotation, molecular function: ATP binding; protein serine/threonine kinase activity. Bases 277 to 1467 code for a protein of 396 amino acids. The record is from RefSeq and is a predicted model, not a curated record. The transcript has 6 exons. NCBI's taxonomy places the organism in Eukaryota, Fungi, Mucoromycota, Umbelopsidomycetes, Umbelopsidales, Umbelopsidaceae. Gene Ontology annotation, cellular component: nucleus; cytoplasm. Gene Ontology annotation, biological process: endocytosis; peptidyl-serine phosphorylation; signal transduction.